This is a messenger RNA of Symbiodinium necroappetens, 3003 nucleotides long. The record is from the annotation of a GenBank genome assembly. Lineage: Eukaryota; Dinophyceae; Suessiales; Symbiodiniaceae.
AUGUGGCAUGCUGGCCUUCUAGCUCCAAGCAGAGGUGCAUGCAGCAAAAAGCAGAUUGAUUUGUUUCUGCAUCUGCUUCUUACCUUCAGCUGCUCCACCGCUGCCUGGCGCGGCCGAGGCUCAAGCACGACACGCGACAUGUCAGAAAAGGAGGAAGGAGGCCUCGGCAGCCUUGAGGAGGUCUUGGACUGGAAGGAGCGGGGCAAUGCCAGGCUAAAGGCUGCCGACAACGACGCUGCCCUCGAGUGCUACUCACGUGGCAUUGAUAUCGGCGUGAAAGCCAUCUCGAGCUUUCAAGGUCUUGCUCAGGAUUUUGACCCUUUGAAGAAAGCAGUGAGCCAACUUUUAUCAAACAGGGGCCACAUCCGCUUGGCCCAGCAAUUGCCCAAAUUGGCCCUUCAAGACUGCCGCCGGGCUGCUGAGGUGGACUUUGAAAAUCCAAAGGCAUACUGGCGUGGCGUCACUGCAGCGCUGCAGCUCGAGGAAGAGCAAGAGAGGCGCGACGCGGCAGAAUUGCUUCGGCAAGGAUUGCGCCUGGCUUGGGGUACUGGAGGUUCCGCACUUUCAAAGCUCCUGGGUGAGAAUCUCCACUUGUGGCGGGAGUGGGCAGAUGCUGGACACGUGCCCUCGAUGUACCUUCUCGCCCUGGCUCUAUUCAAAGGGAACCAGGUUAAGCAAGACAAAGCCAAGGCCUUUGACUUAUUCCAACAGGCAGCCGGCAGAGGCGAUAGCGCAUCUGCCGCGAUGGUAGAGCACCUGCAGGCAGAGGUCUGUCUACCUCCAGAGCUAGAGGUUUGGGCAAGGGCUGCUGCGGCAGGAGAUACUGCUGCCCAAUUCAAUCUGGGCUUAGCCUAUUAUCGUGGCGACAGGGUUCCACAGAAUCUCGCGAAGUGCGCUGAACUGUGGGCCCAGGCGGCUGAGCAAGGCGACGAAAUGGCCCAGGCGAAUCUGGAUCAGCUGCAGCGGCUGAUGUCGGAGCAAGGUGUGCAAAAAGCUCGAGGAAUGCGAGAUUCUGCCGGUGUUGCACAGGUGAGCUACAUAUACACUCUCGUCAAUGUCUCUCAGUGGGAGAACGUGCUGAAGGCCUGCGAGAAGCAUGCGGCUUUGGAGGACUUCACCCUUGAGCAUGCCUAUGCUCUGUAUCGCCUGAACCGGUUCCAGCAGGCUUUGCAAGUCUUGGACUCCAGGAAAGCAGCAGACAAGGACGCCGCUGCAAGCAGGCUGCGUUUGCAAGCGCAGAUUCAGUACCGACUGUCAGACUACGGCGCCUGCGCAGAUGUUUACGAGAAGCUUCACCAGGAGGAUGCUGAGGACCACGGCCUGAUUGUGAAUGCGGUGGCCUCCUAUGUGUCGGGCGACAGACCACGGCAGGCCAUGAACCUGAUUGCCAGGAACAAGGAAGCACUUGAGUCGUCUUACGAGCUGUGCUUCAAUGCUGCCUGCGCGCUCAUCGAUGAGGGUCGGCUGAAAGAGGCUGAGGACAAAUUGACUCAGGCCAAAGAGCUCUGCACCGAAGAGCUCAUGCAGGCUGAGGAGAUCGGAGAGGAAGAUGCAGCGCUGCUAGAGGAUCAUGAGGAGCUUGCAGCAAUCCGAGUGCAGCAGGCGUGUGUGAUGCAGCGUCGGGGCCUGGAAGAGGAGGCCAAAGAAGUGUAUGACAAAGUUCUGCGACAAAAACCAAAUCAAGGCCACGAGGUAGAUGUGACGGUGCUCGCCGUUGCAUGCAACAAUGUAGUUGCCCUUCGUUCUGAGGGCAAGUCCCUUUUCGACAGCCUAAAGCGCAUCAACGUGGCUUCGAAGGAAGGAUUGGAGCACAAGCAGACUCGCAGACAAACCGUCGAGAUUGCAUGCAACAAGGUGUUGUUGCUGCUCCAGGCGCAAAAGAUAGAUGUUGCCAAGAAGGAGCUUGAUAAGCUGUGUGAAAGCUACCCUGACCACCCCCGGGUAGCUCUGGUACAGGCUGCGAUUGCUCACAGAGAGAAGAAGGGGAAAGUUUGCGAGGAGAUCCUGCAAGGCUACAUUGCAUCGCAUGCAGAUGACCAGGUCGUUGCGCAUGCAGGGUAUGACGCGUUGGGAUGGACUUGUGCUGAACCGGUUACCGUGACCAUGACGCGUGUGCUGCCAGAUCUGGACAGACUCUUGGCCGGGCUCGUGCACCCGAACUUCCUGAGACGGCCUGGGAAGUUGCUGGAGACUGAUCUCUACAUCUUGUGCUGCCACUGCAAAGAAGUCUUUCUGUCGGAGCCAAUGCUGCUGAAACUCGAGCCGCCACUGUGUGUUGUUGGAAGUAUGCAUGGCCAUUUCGAUCAGCUGGUAAAGCUGCUUGAGAGAUGCGGAAGCCUUCCUGACACGUGCUAUUUGUUUCUAGGCGGUUAUGUAGACAAGGGUCCACCACGGAGCAUCGACACGAUGGCAUUGCUUUUCGUGUACAAGGCUCAAUUUCCGGAGAAUCUAUUCUUGCUACGGGGCCGAGACGAGGAUGCAUCCACGAGCCGGAUUUAUGGCUUCUACGACGAGUGCCAGCGACGAUUCAGCAUUAAGCUUUGGAAAGCCUUCGUGGAUGUGUUUAACUGCAUGCCGGUGUGUGCUGUGAUUCGCGAGAAGAUCUUCUGUGUCAGCAGCGGCCUUUCGCCGCAUCUCACCAAUUUCGAUCGAAUCCAAGAGUUGGAACGGCCAGGCUUUGUUCCUGAGGAAGGCCUUCUUUGUGACUUGCUUUUUGCUCGGCCAGAGACUGGGAGCGGCUGGGAACUCGAGGGUCCCGGUCAGGACAUUGCGCAUACGUUUGGUGAAGAUGUGGUGCAGAGUUUCGCUGCAGAGCUGGGGCUGGACCUGAUUGUUCGGAGCAACCAACCUGUUGGCGAUGGCUACGCAAUCUUUGCAGACAAGCUUUUGACUCUCUGGAGCAUUGCAGAUUGGGACUGGGAUGAUACGGAUGACCAGCGGUAUCACCUGGCUGCAGUCAUGAAAGUUGCUGACAACCUGGACAUCACACUCGAGGAUCUGUUU